Messenger RNA from Armigeres subalbatus, 687 nucleotides. RefSeq lists its product as uncharacterized. The record is from RefSeq and is a predicted model, not a curated record. The transcript is spliced from 3 exons. The coding region runs from base 182 to 604 and encodes 140 amino acids. Lineage: Eukaryota; Metazoa; Arthropoda; Insecta; Diptera; Culicidae.
CUCCACUUCUCUCCAACCUAACUGUUCUUGUAGUAAAAGAACUUUUGUUUAUCAACAAAAUUAAAUUAACUAUCAUAGUACCAUUCUCGUAUAAAUGUUUCUAUUCAAUUGCUAUUACCUGCGAAGUUUAUGAACGGAUUUCUGAUUUUAAUAUACUUACUAUAAUAAUAUUAUUGUCACAAUGUCCAGAGGACCAAAACGAAACGUUGCAUUCAUCAAACCGGAAGAACCGGACUUUCUGAAACGGAUGAAAGCGCAAAUUGGCUACAAGGAAGGACCAACUGUAGAUGAAAAGCGCCGCAAAAUUGAAAAUUUCGAGGAUUCCGACGAUGACGAUCGGGAGGAGCGAGAAGACGAGAAGCCCCAAGUUGUGGUUCUCAAGACGGGGGAUCUCACCGCCGAGGAAGCAGUCGCUGCAAAGAAAGAGGAAGAUGAAAAACCAGCGGAUCUCAACCAGAAGAUUGUAUUCAAAUCGAGAAAACCCAAAACAGGAGGCAGCGUGGACGACAUACAGGUGUUGGACCGGAAAGCCAAAAAGAAGAAGGAAAAAGAAGCCAAGAAUAAAUUGUCUUUCGGAGAUGACGAAGACGAGCAAGACGAAUAGGUAAGUUUGGUAUUUAAUUUAGAUUAAAAUCUAGUAAGAUUAAUAAUAGAGUAGCAGCUUAUUUAAAAUAUUGUUUAAAUGUU